GGGCGGCCUCCGCCAUGUGCUCGGUGUUGCCCGGCCCAGGCAGCUCGGUUACUUUGCGCGUCUCCUUCAUAGAACUCCACCCGGAGGUGCCGCUGGUGAAGCUGUGGGGCUUCCCCGGGGAGCGGCGGGAUGAAUACCUGCGCUUGACGGAGGAGGUCCAGGCGCGGGCCGGGCCUCGGUUGUCGUCGAGCGGGCCGGGGGGCCACGCCGACAGCCUGGCCCUCAACGACCUGUGCCUGGUGGAGCUGGGCGGGCGGUGGCACCGCUGCCGGGUGGUGGGUCGCCCGGCGCCCCGAGACUACCGCGUCUUCCUCCUCGACGAGGGCCGCACGGCCAGCGCCGCCGCCUCCUGCCUGGCGCGGGGCAGCCGCGAGCUCUUCCAGCUGCCUUCCGAAGUGCUGGGCUGCGUCGUGGCCGACUUGGUCCCGUCCAGGAGUUUCGGGGCGGUCGCGGCUACGGCUGCUCCGCUCGGAUCCCGGGUGCAGAGCUUCAGCUGGGGGCCUGGCGCCCUCGAGUUCCUGGGAUGCCUGCAGGGCAAGGAGGUGACGGGUGUGGUGCGAGAGGUGCUGAUUGCAGAGCACCUUAUGGUUUUGGAGCUACCCUGGCUAUUGGCACAGAUGCAGCGGCUGGGGCUAGCGAGCUACAUCUCCCCCCAUGCAUUCGGCACCCUCCUCAACACCUGCCUGGGAGGCUCUCCUGCUGCAGCUUUUCCAUCAGAGCCUUCUUCCUCUCCAGCCAAGGCAACUGUCCACUCCUCUGUUGGUCAGUCACAGCGAGAUCCCUUGAGUUAUUUCUAUCCCCAACUGGAUUUGAAUGUGACUGAGCCUGUGUCAGUGACUCAUGUCUCAGGUCCCUACAGAGUGUAUUGUCAGCUGCGCAGCUUUUCCAGAGAGAUCCAGCUACUCUCAGAUGUCAUGUACCAAAGUUUUGAGGCAAUCAGGGGAAGGGACUUACAAGAGUCCUUGCCUGCACCUGGUUCUCCCUGUGCAGCCCGUGGCAUAGAUGGAUGCUGGUACCGUGCUCUCUUGCUAGAGGUGUACUCUAGAGGAGGUCCAGAGGAGCAGCCAGGUGCAGUGGCACAAGUAAUUUGUGUUGAUUAUGGAAGGAAAGAAUUUGUCACGAAGAAAAACUUGCGGCAUUUACCAACUGAGUGUUUCCGCAUGCCAGUAGUGACAUACCCUUGCUCUUUGCAGGGUAUUACAGAUGGAGGCACUGGCUGGACUCAUUCACAAAUUAGUCAGCUUAAAGCACUGUUGCUGGGCAAAGAAGUACAGGCCCAUAUUGAAAUUUACUGUCCUUUUGAGCAUCUGUAUUAUGUGACCCUCUAUGGGGAAAAUGGCCUCAACCUUAACAGUCUUUAUGGGGUGCAGUCACAUUGCCUGGCCCAGAGUUUUCUGCACAGUGAUCAAGGCUGCACUUCUGACCUGAUGACUGAACUGGAGAGUGGAGAUGCUCCAGACAAGGAAGAAUCUGAAUCUUUUCAGGGUGUGUUGUCUACACUUGCUCCUACCCCACUUCCUGUUGUGCGCCUGAAGGCAGGGGAGUGCCACAGGGCUCAAGUGAGUUUUUUCCAAAAUCCCUCCAAAUUCUGGAUGUACCUCCACGAGCAUUAUCAGUCCCUCUGUCUCCUAAACAGGAACUUGCACAACUUCUACUCUCAAAGUAAGAAACUGGAGGGCAUUCUGCUUCAACCCAAGCCUGGAUCAUUGUGCUGUGUUAUGCUGAAAGAGAAUACUUAUCACCGCGCCCUCGUCAUCAAAGUACAGGGGAAGGGCAUUGAAGUUUACCUGGUGGACAGAGGAGACACCAAAAUAGUUGAUUUGCAUAACGUGAAAGAACUGCUUCCUCAGUUCAGAGAACUGCCUGCUGUGGCACUCAGAUGUGCGUUGGCUCAUUCCUCUCCAAACCAAUUAUGGAGCCCAGAUGCUGCAGAGUAUUUUAGGAAAGCCAUGCUAGGUAAAGAGCUAGUGAUCAAGGUCCUAGGCAUGCAAGAAGAUAUUUACAUAGUGGAGGUUUUUGAUAAUUCCUUGGCAGGAGAAAAAAAUUUGGGAAAAAUAAUAUCCCAAGGAAAGGACACUACCCAUGAAAUACAGAUGCCCUUCCAGAAAAUGAUAAAUGAGUCAUUGAAGAGAGGACCAUACAAUGCAGUUGCAGACGUUUCUAGUAUUACACCAAACUCUUUGUCUGCUGUUGUGCCAAACCAUUCCUGGAUAAAGCCAGAAUUUUAUUUUGACGAGCAUCUGGAGGUUGGAAGUACAGUAAAUGUGGUGGUGUCCUGUACUGAAAAUCCUAGCAUCUUUUGGUGCCAAUUAGCUAAACACUCUGGACACUUGAGGGCUCUUAUGGCUAAAAUUCAGGAUUACUGUGCUCAUUCGUUACAGCCCUAUGACUGGUCCAGUCCUGUAUGUUUGGCUAAGUAUUCAGAGGAUAAUAAAUGGUAUAGAGGUCUUAUCACUAGUAAGGAGAGGUAUACAGAAAAAGUGGAAGUUGCCUAUGUUGAUUAUGGAAAUAAAGAGUGUGUUUCACUAAAGGAUAUCUGUGCAACUAAGGCAGAGUUUCUUCAUUUGAAAGCCCAGGCAUUUAGAUGUAGCCUUUACAAUUUAAUUCAGCCAAAAGGACAGGAUCCUUUUGUUUGGGAUGAAAAAGCCAGUGAAGCUUUUCAAGAUUUUGUGGAUUCAGCAAGCAGAAUAGAACUAAAAUGUACUAUAUUUGCUUCAGCAGCGUUAAACAAUACAGAAGUCUUCAGGAUUGUGGACUUAAUUACACCUUUUGAAAGUGUUUGCCAGUUUUUAACAAGGAGGAAUCUAGCCAGACCUGUGCAGCCAGAGAAAUCCCUGAUCCCAUCUGUUCAUCUUCUCUCGUACUAUUAUUCAACACACAACCUCAAAAUAGGAAGUGAGGAGGUGAUUUAUGUUACACAUGUUAAUGAUCCCUCUUUCUUUUACUGCCAGCUUGCAAGCAGUACAGCUGCUCUUAAUCAGUUAAGUAGUAGCAUUGGUAAGCUCAGCAAAAUGUGGCACAACUUGCAGACAUCACAGGCCCCUGGAAAUGUGUAUGUUGCUAAGUACAGUGAUGGCAACUGGUAUAGGGCAAUAGUGACUUCAGCAAAAUCUACUAAAAAAAUUUUCUUUGUGGAUUUUGGAAAUACAGAGUUGCUAAAGGAUGAAGACCUGAUUGUAGUGCCAAAUGAUGCUUAUGAGCUGCUUAGGUUGCCAAGGCUAGCCAUAAAAUGCAGUUUAUCUGAUGUUGCUGAUCCACCAAAAGAUGCCACAGUAUGGUUUGAAAAAGCAGUUCUAGAUAAGCCUUUAAAAGCUUUAAUAGUAGCAAAGGAGUCUGAUGGAACACUGAUCAUAGAACUAUAUGAUGGAAAAAUGCAGAUCAAUGCAAAAUUGAAACAGAACUUCAGUUUGGAGAGCAGCAGAAUGUUAUCAAAACAUGUAGAACAUGAAGUUUCACUGUCUAGAUGCCCACUUGGGAGAGAAGCAAACACUGAAAUAAUACCAUCUUUGACAGAUACUGUGAAACUGUUUCAUGAUAGCAAGAAGUCAUGCAUUGAAAAUCAGGAAACAAUGCGCAGUAGUAAACCCAGUUUUUCAUGGUGGAGAAGAAGAGUAGAGCAGCAAGAAACAAAAAGAGAAGUGGCAAGAAAAUCUCCAGGGCUAAUUGAUAGGCGCGAAUCUUUAGAAGAUAAAAAAGGCAGAGACUUUCUAAAGGGACCUUUUCAAAAAAGAGAGGAAAAAACUCGUGAUGAAAACUGCAGCCAAAGUAGAAUUAAUACAAACUUUGUACCUAAAAAUAUUUGUGAUCUGCCUCAAAAAAUGAUAAAACCUGGUCUUAAAACUUUGGUGUAUAUAUCUCAUAUAAAUGAUCCUUCUGACUUUUACGUUCAGUUGGUAGAAGAUCAACCUCUGCUUGAUAUCAUUUCAGAGAAACUAAGCAGUUCUUCAACAUUUGAGAGCCUAAAAGAGCAGAAGCUUCACAUUGGAGACUUAAUUUGUGCAGUUUUUGCAGAUGAUGGCUCAUGGUAUCGAGCUGUAGUCAGUGAAGAACCCUCUGAUGAAUUGGUGAGUGUGGUGUAUAUUGAUUAUGGCAAUACUGCAGUAGUUGACAUCUGUAAAACAGGCCAACUUCUUGAAGACUGUUCAUCAUUUCCAGUGAUGAGCAUUCACUGUGCACUGCAUGGAGGUAAGACAGUAAGGCUUCCAGAAUGGACAGAGGAAAAAAUUCUGUAUUUUUCCCAAAGGACAAAUGAAGUUCAGCUGAAUGGUGAAUUUGUGGAAAAAAUUGAAGGCAAAUGGGAAAUUCUUCUAUGUGACAAGAAAGGUAAUGUAACAAUGGAUUUGAUUAAUAGUUACCCUGAAGACCCAGAAUCUCAUGUUGUGGACACUAGGAGCAAAAAGGAGAUAGAGACUGGUAUGAUAAACCUGUGUGAAGUUGCUCUGGGUAAGAAUGAGAACUCUGCAAGCAACACAAAUUCUAUGUCUUUUCACUGGAAGACACCUAAAGUAGGUCAAACUGUGAAAAUCUUUUCAGUAGCUGCAAAGAACCCAGGAUAUUUUUGGUGUCAGCUUAUUGACAUGGAUAACCUUGAUUCAAUUGAAAGAAAGCUUCAGGAAGUUGAAGAACUUGAGGGAAUCAUUCUGGAUGAUAUUGUAAGUGGUUGCCCUUGUCUGGCAAAGCAGAGUAAAGAUGGUAGAUUUUACCGAGCAGUUGUUAGCAACAUAGAGCAAAACAUUUUGACAGUCAUUCAUGUUGAUUAUGGAACUGAGGAAUUAACUUGUAUAGAAAUGGUCAGGAAAAUUCCCCAUGAGCUUUUAGCAAUACCACCUCAAGCAUUUCUGUGUUGUCUGUUUGGUUUUAAUGUUGAGGAAGGUUCUUGGACUGAAGGAGUAAAUAAGGUAUUCUGUGAUAUAGUAGCUGGUUGUCCAGUAGAUGUUAAAAUCAUGGAUAAAAAAGACCAUGGUUCUUUUGCAAUUCCCAUAUUUAUUGUUGAAUUGGAAUAUCAAAAAAUAAACAUCAAGGAGCAAAUGAAAUCCUUUUGGAAAUGUAGCACUGAAAACAGUGGUUCAACUGUAGCAAGUAUUUGCCGCCUUGAAGAGGAGAACAAUAAUGGACAGGGGAAAUGCUCUGAGACUGUGGUAUUUAAAACUGAAACAUGUUUGCCUAUGUCUGCAGAAUAUACUGAUAUUUCAGAUUCAUUACCUUAUUCAAAACCAUUACAUCCAAUAGAGAGUUGUUCACUUGAUGCAGGGAAAAGAACAAAGGAAGCAUUGCCUCCAACAUCACCUACUUACCAAACAAGACACCAAGCUGCAGUUGAAGCUGUUGAUACAGAGGACCAACAUUCUGUAUUUGAAUCAUUUGAUGGUGAAAUGGACCAUUAUAUAUCUGAAAAGAAAUGCAAUAGAUCAUGUUCAAUUGAUGGUGCUGAAAUACAGCAUCCUGCUAGUAGCAGAAAAGAGGUGUCAAAACAAGAUCACUUUGAAAUUCAGGUUAAACCUGAAAGCCAGGCAGAAAUUUUAACACAGGAUGUGUUUGAAGCACAGUUACUUUUGGAUGACACAAAGAGUAUGUCAGAUCUGGGGCUACCGCUGUCAGUUGAUACCAAGCAGAUUAUGCAGGAAACAGAGAUGUUAAGAGUGCACUCUUCUAAAGACACUUUGGAGUUGGAGACAACUGAAAAACCUUUUUUCUAUGAUGAAGUGCCAAAGAGAUCAGAAUUUAUGUUGCUUGAAGGAUUAUAUGCGCAGAAAGAGUUACAAGAGAGCCCUUCGGAGUUUGUGACACAUGAAGUGCAUCCAUUGCAAGCUGAUAAAAGUGAGGUGGACAUGUUGGAUCUGUCUGCUGCAUUUCCUCUUGCAAACACUGAAGGUCAACCACCAUUUUCAGAAACUGAAUCACAAGACUUGUGCACUGAAGGUCUUAUAGAAGUACACGAAGCAGUACAAAAUGUCUCAAAAACUGAUUGUGUAGAAUGGCAGAGUCUGUUGGAGAAGAGAAGCAGAGAAACGCAGAUGAGCUGUGACAUGUGUGAAACACAUGAAGACAUGAGUUUUCUUGGAGAAGAUUAUUCAAGUAAUACUCAGCUGAAUGAAGAACAAGAAAUGUCAAGUCAUGAUACAGACAAAAAAAGAAUGACUUUCAAUUUAAGGGGGUUUAAUAUUGGUUCCAAAUGCAUGGUAUCGUCAGGCGGUCAGUGGCAUAAGGCUCAGAUAUCAGGCACAUCUGCUGAAGGCACAAAGACAUUAAACAAUGAAACAAGUACCUUGGAUUCAUUGCUGGAAUGUGGCUUGGAAGCUGAAGAGCAAGAAAUUGCUACUGGUUCAGAUUCUCCUCCUUGUGGCAACUUCACUGAAAAUACACCUGAGUGAAGGAAUCAUUUUACUGACAUGACAGGCUUUAUGCAAUUUUGGAAUCAAUGGCAAGAGUUUAAUGAACAUGUUUGUACCCUGACCAGGGACAGUUGUCCUGUUAAUUAGUCCUUUUAACCGUGUUCUGUGAUGUUCACUUCUGUCAGUGUACUCCUUGGUAAAGCUCUGCGAAGCUGAAGACGUGCAGGAGUGUUCAUUGUGUUGAGGGCCUGUGGUUGCUUCAGGCUCAGAGGUUGUGCAAAAGAAAUAUGUCUUUUUCUGUAUUUUCAUGUAGUUUAUUAAAAUAUAACCUUUAGAGAGAAUACUGUGACAACAUGGAAAGUUUAUUACCUUUUUGUUUAAUGAAACUAAAAUAAAGCUUGUAUUGCAGAUGA
Molecule: messenger RNA, 6745 nt
Organism: Pogona vitticeps (central bearded dragon)
Lineage: Eukaryota; Metazoa; Chordata; Lepidosauria; Squamata; Agamidae
Gene: TDRD6
Product: tudor domain containing 6
Source: RefSeq, a predicted model, not a curated record